Messenger RNA from Harpegnathos saltator (Jerdon's jumping ant), 10823 nucleotides. RefSeq names its product neuroglobin. The transcript is spliced from 3 exons. Lineage: Eukaryota; Metazoa; Arthropoda; Insecta; Hymenoptera; Formicidae. Gene Ontology annotation, molecular function: heme binding; oxygen binding. Bases 685 to 1269 code for a protein of 194 amino acids. The record is from RefSeq and is a predicted model, not a curated record.
GUUAUGUGUGAGUGUGUGUGUUGAAAGGUGCGAGCCGAUAUCAUCCCCCAUUAGUGAUCGCGUCGAGACAACCGCGCCCGCCGUCUCGUUCGACACAAACGUUCGGCGCGACGAACUCCGUAGCGAAGAUAGAUACGCGCGAAUUCCUCGAGUUUGACCACGUGCAUUGUGUUCAAGGAUCAUUCUCUCCUGGAGAGAGAAGAAAAUAGAGCGGAAGAAACGAAACACCAGAGAGAGAGAGAGAAGGGAUUUGAGAAAGCGUGUUCGUCCAAGAAGUCUCACUACUGCCGAUUUUGAAAGAACUCCAGUUCAGUCUUCGUCGUCGUUUCAUCUACCCCCCCCCCCCCCAGCGAACUCUCGUGUACACUCUACACGCUCACACACAUAGACGUAUGUAUUAUGUAUACGCGCACAUACACACCGACACAUUGUCCCCGUAGAGUGUAGAGAGUGCGAUCCCGCGUUUCUCCGGCGGCCGAUGCGCGCCGUGAAUUUCCCGAGGAAACGGCAGGAAACGGAAGCGACAGUGGAAUUGUAUGCCAAGCACCGCCACCGCGGUGCCGCGUAAUCUUCGGCUUUCGAGGCGCGAGCUGGUGAUCCCGUUUCGCCGUCGCGGCUCGCUUCCGGUAUAGUGUCUUCCGCGACGCAGGGAGCCUCGCGGCCGCGGGUCUCUCGCCGCGCAACAUGGGUUGCGAACUGAGCAAACUGGCCACCUCGAAAUCGCGCAAUCAAGCCGGAAACGAUGGCUCGUCGCCACCGCCGCCGCCGGCCGCCACGGAUCCUCGACUUCCGCUCACGGCUCGGCAAAAAUUUACGGUUAUCGCCAGCUGGAAAGCGGUCGCCAGGGCGUUGGAGCCCACGGGCAUAUACAUGUUCAUAAGGUUGUUCGAGGAGAACGCGGAAUUGUUAAACAUGUUUACAAAGUUUCGGGAUAUGAAGACGAAAGAACAGCAGUCGUCGAGCAUGGAAUUGGCCGAGCACGCGAAGACGGUCAUGUCCACCCUCGACGAAGGGAUUAAAAGCCUGGAUGACAUGGACACGUUCCUGACGUACCUCCAUGAGGUCGGGGCCUCGCAUACGAAGAUCCCCGGCUUCAAUCGGCAAUAUUUUUGGAAAAUCGAGAAACCAUUUCUGGACGCGGUGGAGCGCACGCUGGACGAUCGGUACUCGGAGAACGUGGAGAACAUCUACAAGCUGACGAUCAAGUUCAUCAUCGAGACGCUGAUCGACGGCUUCGACAAGGCACAGAGCGACAAGGCCAAGUCCUAGUCGUCCUAGUCCCGAGGCGUCCGGCACGCUCGAUCCUACGAGACGUUGACCGCUCUCCCCGGCUUCGCUCGGUUCCCCUCCCCCCCCCGAUGCCUGGAAGGGAAAGGACAGGAAGGAAACGAAGAGAGAAGCAGGAAGAAGCCGGCCGCCGAUUCGCGAGGACGACGAAGGGACAGUCGUCAUCCUCGGUCCUGUGCUUGCCCGAGAAGCGAGCGUACGCGCGUCUCACGUACAUCACCGUGUAUACGCGCGUCCGAUGUUCGCCCGGCCUGAGCUCUUUUGUCCCCCCUGCGAUAGGGGGGGUCACGCCGUUUCAAACGGAUAUUAAUAACGGCCCCAUCGAGUCGCGCGGUCCUUAGGGACUCGCUUACGAAAACGCGCCGAACGAACUGUGCGCGCGGUCUCUCUCGAAAGGUCGAAGGGUGCUCGACGCGAGCGCGAUCGCUCGAACUUGACGAUUCCUGCUCGGCCGGUCGCAUUGUUACGCUACAGAACGAACAGAGCAUGAUUUCCAGCCGAGUUGAGGCGUGCGAAGUCGUGCAGGAGGCUGGAGUCCAGGAGUUCCUGGCUGGGACGUAUCUCUCGGGCGUCUUCGCGGCGUCCAUCAUGACGUCGAUUUCACAGCGAUUUCAGCGCGAAAAUGCAGCGGGACUGACGCGAGGCACACGAAGCGCGAGUGUACGAGGCGUUUGAAAUUGUUGUCCUGCGUCAAGAUUUAUGGUCCCUGAAGGAAAAUGAGUCGAAUAAGAGCUCCACGGUUUCAAGGAUCCCGCAGUGUCCACCACACUUCUCGAUGACCUCACUUUAAUACUUUUAUACUCACGCGGAGGCUGACGAGAGGAAUACAUUUGUGUAAGGAAGGUAACGUGUCUCCGCUGAAGAAGGGGGGCCGAAAAGUUCGCCUCCGAAUCUCUGAAACGCCUUCACCUGGGAAAAUUUCGUUCGGUCCAUCUUGCAUCCUCUUUAAAACCGUGGAACUCUUACUCGACUCAUUGUUCUCCAGAGAUGACACAGAGAUGAGCGACGUAAAACGAUGGCGGCGAUUUCAAGUGCCUCGCUCUACCUUCCACUUUCUCACGCCUGUAACAUCGGAUCCGCCGAUUCGAAGAUCCCCCUUUUUUGUAUAAUUGAUUGAUCGUUGCUGUAAACAUCGAUUGAUUCUGAUUGGAGUCGGGCGGGUUCUCCGUGUCCUUUUUAACGCCAGUUCCGGAAGGUAGCUAAGAGGCAGCUGCUAAGCGCUGCGGUUAAAGUUCACCGGGAGCGCCGCUCGAGUUCUGUAAUUUCAAGUUUAUCCGGAAUUUAGCGAACAUGAUUGAUCGAGAUCCCAUGGACGGCGCCGAGGUACUCACAGGGAAAGUUUAAAGGCGCAACAAGAUCAAUCGCUCGAAACUUUUGCUUCGGCGAUUUGUACGUUUUUCUCUCUGGGGGAGAUGCUGUCCACGAGUGGACAAACCGAGUAGCGAUCGGUGGAAACCUCCGUCGGGUCGCAUGCUUCCGCGUGAGUUUUGCCUUGAUUUUUCCCCUCCGAAAGGGAGGACUUCGAAGGAGGAGAUACUUUGACUUGUUUCCUAGUUUGUUCUGUUGCUCGAGCAGGGGAACGUCAGCAUUAAAAUUUAUUUGUCUUCCUCUUGGGGGAGAGAGCCCCAUCUUCCGGAAGCUACAUGAGCUUAACAUGAACGUAUGGCUUUCCUCGUCUAAUCGCGUUCAUGUGGAUAUCGGUUAUCCGCUGUUUCCGGUUACGAAGACAAUACACUUAACGGAAAUGGAGCGGAAAGUGAUGCACGUCGUUAUUGAUCAGACGUAAGACUACAAAGGGAGGAGGUGUAGGAGAGUAAAGAGAGAAAGAGAGGGGGGGGGAGAGAGAGAGAGAGAGAGAGAGAGAGAGUGAGUGUGAGGAAAGCCUCUCUUCUCCAGCAGAAAACGGUUUUCUUAACGUCACAUUAGACGUCAUUUCGGUCAAUAUUGCGAUAUCCCUCGCUGCGAGUAGUCGGAUAAGCUGAGAUGAAGGUCCUUAUUACGAUACCAUACCGUUGUUACGAGCCAAGUGAGAAAUUCGCUCAACCCUCGAUGUUCGCCGCGCGCGGGGCCGGUUUGAAAGGCCUAUCAAAAGACACGAGAACUCUCCACCACACAAGUCCUCUACACAAGGCAAAUUCUAAAAUCCAUCUGAUGCGCGCGGGUAAUAACGACUCCCCCGACGCGUUUAUCGCGCGAGUAUCGCGCGAUUUCCGCCAUUUCGUUAAUUACAACUUUCGCGCGACGUUAAAACUCGGAGGCGACACUGCCGGCCUCUAGCCGGCCGGUUUUUGCCGUGUAUUUUUCACGUCAUGAGAGACUCUUACAGAGAGCGAUUUUUCAUUUCGCUAAUUACGUUAAUUUACUCUCACUCUGGUCGAGUGGUAAUAUCACUCCUACACCCCCUCGCGAUGUUUCGUAAAUUAAUCGAGUACAAAGUUCGCGCUCUCGCGUGCACUACCGCCGUCAACUGAUCCGUGCCUGAAAAAUUUUUCCUCGUUAGCACAGAGAACGCGUGAAACGUAUCAAUUAUUAUUCAAUUGCCCUUAUGACGUCCAAGAGAGCGGUGGCGAUAAAAACAAGAUGAAGCGGGCGAGUAUAAAAGAGUCGUUGGAGCAAAGCCAACGCGAUAACUGUGAACUAAUGACGGCUUAAAUAUUAUUUAGCAUCAUUCGAUCAGUACUUUGAUUUCAGUAUCAGUAUCAAUAACUCGUAACUCGAAGAAACUUGUCUCAUGUGUGACAGUCAGAUUUAAGUCUACGGAGAUGUGAGUUUCUUCGAUUGAAUCUUGACGGCAAAUGUGUCACGCGCGUCAUAUGACUCAGCGAAGGAACUCAAAUCUAACUCUAAAUUCAGAUCACAGGAUGAACAACUAUUCAUACGUACUUCAGAGUGUUGUUCAUCGUCCGAUCUUAAGUAUAAGAUCGGAGGAGGAGGAGGAGUACCGUCCUCUCAUGUUUUCUGACAAACAGAGUCCGAUGCCGUUAGCUGCCGUUAGGUGAAAUCGACAUUAAACGGAUAUCACAAAGUACCGACUCCGUGUCAGUUGUGAGAUUUUAAUAAUAUCAGCCAAUUCUCUGGCCGAGGAUCGUGCGCCGUUGGCAGCGGUUCAGAGACACUGGUCAAUUUUAGAAUCUCAUGCAUCUUAAUUCCGCGCUCUCGCGCGCGCGCGCGCGUGAGCCUCUACUUUCCGGCUCUCGAUAAUCGAUAGAAAAGAAAACGCGACGGUCUCGACCGGCGCCGUCUAGCGCCUUCGGUCGCCGGCACUUUUGGAUUACACAUAAGUCACGCGGGACGUGAGGCUGAAUGCGGCGGAAUGCAAAUGCGCGCAUUGUCGCGAAAUGGGGUCGCGCGAGAUUUAAUCGCGGGAACAACGUGGAUUUAAACGUGUACGAGAGGCGCGCCGCCUUGCACUUCGCCCGUGUUAUCGCGCGUCGCCGGUUGGAACUAUCGCGGCUCUUGCGCGCGUACGAGAAUUAGGAGAAGAGAGAGAGAGAGAGAGAGAGAGAGAGAGAGAGACUCGUCGCGAUCCGGAAAAAGCGUUUUGGAAAAUUUCCUGCGGAAGCGUGGACAACGCGUCGUGUAUAGAGACGCAUUCGAAUCCACCGCGUGGAUUCAGCGUAGGAUGCAGCGAUUGACGCUUUAAUCAAAUCACCGUGGAGGUUGACAUUUCACGUUAUUUUGUUGUUGCAACGCUUUUUUCUUCUUUAACAGCUGCGGCAGUUGCGUCGGUGGGCAUGGCGGUGCGACGCUAAAGUGCCGUGUUGAUUUACCUAGAAAAUGCAACUGGAUUUGUAUCGAACAGAUUUGCAUCGAACUGGCCGAUAUAAAAUUGUAUUUGUCAGAGAUUAUGAUUAAGGCAAUUACGGUUGUUUACCUGCCGCCUGUGUGUUCUUCUUAUAAUUUUGCAAAAUUCAUGCAAAUUUAAUGCAAUGCGUUGAAUGUCACCGGUGACCGAUACUGUGACACUGCCGCGUCUCACUGAAUUACGUGUAAUUGAUUUUCCCUAAACAUCGGUUCGUGCGAACAGAUGAAACUAGUUGCAAAAAAUACGCACCUCGAAUUACGUUCGUUUAUCAUAUCUUUGGUAAUUUGAUUAUCGGUAUCAGCUUUUGCGCAAUCAGUGGGUAUCAACGCGGCAAUCAAAGUGUUAAAACGAUACCUGACACCUGCAGCGACCUUUAUAAAUUCGUUCGAAACGAUAACUUUCGCAGUUAAAGCGGUAACUUUUGCAGGCGUUCGCUGAUAACGUGCGUCGAGGGACGCGUAUUGUUUACACGAAUAUUCUCACGCAACAUUGAAACAAUGACGCUUCGUUUCUUUUCCCUCUCUUAGUUUUUCUUUUUCAUUGCGCCACGCUCUGCGAAUGAGAAACGGCUGAUCGAAAACGCGGUGUCGUUGUCCGAGAAUUUUUUACGUGAUCAGCUGUGAAAUACAUAUCGCAUUGUUGCGAUAUUCGCGAGCUACUCCCAAGUCCCUCCGUCUCUCCGUUUGUCUCGCCGUGAAGCAACGAUGCAUUAAUGUGAAAGCAUAGCGCACGGUGCCGUAUCGCUCGUCGGUGUCGUCCUUUCGUCAUACCGAGAGCGAUCGGAGGAGCGAUGGACGCGUGAAUGAAGCUACGCGAGUGGAAAUUAUUGAUACGCCGCGGAUCGAUCAUCGGUUUUUCGACGUCGGGCCGGACGAACAGCAAAAUCGCUUCUAAAUCUCCGGCGAUUUCUUCGCGCCGCUCAGCUCUUUCCGUCUCGGAUCUCGUUGUGCUCGCGAAAACCGAUCGAUAUAUAACGUGGCUGUCAUCGUAACCGUUUACAUCCGCCGCCCUGUGAUUUUUAAUCUUUUCGGGAAAGUUCUCGCUUUGCAAGCCCUCACUUUACGCUUCGCACUGUUCGACAUCCACCAACUUUUGUUCAUGACGGAACGUACUUGUAACGAAGUUAACGGUGUUAAAGUGGAAGGCCGCGAAGUUCCGCGCGAUUUUCGAGCGGCAGACAUUGGCUCGUUCUCCGGGCAGACUCGACCUAAUUUCAAUUUUUCGCGACGUCGUCGAAACCGACGAAAAUAGCAGACAGGACCCUUCGACCGUCGAUAAGAGAGAGAGAGAGAGAGAGAGAGAGAGAGAGAGAGAAAGAAAGAAAGAAAGAGAAAAAGAGAGAAAGAGAGAGAGAGAGAAAGGGAAAGAGAGAGAGAGAAAGAGAGAUUGUAUAAAUUUUUAUUCGUACCGUAAGGUAAGAACAAGUGUGGAUUCUAGGGUAACUGGCCCUUCACGCAAUGUCAAUUUCCUAGGAGGUCUCGAGAAGGCACAGAGGGCCUCUCUCCGUCUCUGUAUCUUCCUCGCUGUCUUUAUCUAUCUCAAUUUCUCUCUGAGGCCGAUUCGCCUACAUCGCUCGCAUAUAUCCACGUGAGGUCCGGCGAGUCGUUCAUAAUAGCCUGUUGAAAAGGCUGUAAUACGGACGACUGCGCGAAACAAACGCGCGGGGCUCGUGAGAGAGCACUUUCCGAAGAAAACAAGCGCGCGCGGCGCACAUCGUGCUUUCUCGUCGCAUGUUGCGCGACUGCUCUGCUCUUUUCUUCUGGAUAUCUAUUGACGAAAUUAAUUACGGCCGUUUGGUGCGGCAGGGGAAGAGAGAGAGAGAGAGAGAGAGAGAGAGAGAGGGGGGGGGGGAGGAAAGUAAUGGCGAUCAAACUCCGUUAAAGAGAAGAUAAGAGAAAAAGAGAAGAACGUGCGCGAUCCGCUUGAACGAGGAAUGAAUCGAUGAUAUGAUUUAAUGCUAAGGUGAUUGUCUCGCAUUCGAACGAGUGACUCUUGUAUGCCGAGGUGCGUAAUGGAGACAAACUCAAUCGACAGUUUGCCCAGGGAAGAGAAAUUGAUCAAUUUAAUUAAAAAUAACACAAUUCAUUACGAUUAAAUGCGAUCCUUACUCAAGGAAGUAAAUAAGUUCAAUUAACACAUGAUACGUUUUUAUAUAUAAAUAUAUAUUGUACGUUCUGUUGGAAUCGCUCGGCUUCUCUCAAUCUUGUGCGACUAAAUUUCUCGAUAAUAUCGUCGCGAGGCAACCACCUUAGCUCUGUACGUCCGUACGAUUUCAUCGCGUCGAGGAAGAUAUCAUUUCCACGUAUCGCUGACUGCUGUCGCGAUCUAAAUCGCGUGUUAAAAUAGCGACGCGAUCACACUCCGUGCACAGCUGGAGAUUCUGGGAUAUUUAAAAAUCAGUUACUCAGUAGAUCGCCUUGCAACCGUCACCGAUAUCGGAGCGAAUUAGUUCGUUGGAUCCGUUGGAAAACUUGGUCGCGGGUUUGGUUUUGCGCGAGAGAUAGGAGACUAAGAAUAACGUCCUAUUUGUCGGAAAAAGGGGUUAUCCGCUUGCUUCUCCUCCGCCCCCUCCUCCUAUUCCUAAUCGAGCAUGAUCGUUAAUUCUUCACGACGACAAAGACAGAUCUCGCGUCAGCGAGGAAGAAACGACGAUAAAAAUCGUUUUAGUUCUUUUCUCGGCGACGAGCGUUUUCACAGCAGCUUGGCGGCUCGCCCUUUCGGUCUCUCUCUCUCUCUCUCUCUCUCUCUAGCUUUCCCUCGGAAAGCGAGCGACGACGCAUUGCGGCUCGCGCGCGCGCGUGCUAUCAGUCAUUAACUUCGUUAACUGGUCCCGACCACGAAUAAUCGAACUAAAACAUUGUUUGUGCGCAGACGAAGCGAGGAGCUCCGUUCGUACGCGAGACGAACAACGUACGAGAGAUGAACAACGUAAAUAAGCCGUGAGAGCGCCGCGAAAUCGAUUUUCCGAGGAAAACGCGACAUGCGAUCGCGCGCGUUCGUCGUACGUUGUGUGCUGCGCUUCAUCAUUUUACGUGCGCGAUAUUAGCGGCGUCGGCCGUGUAUACCAUAUACGAAACGCGCUAUCGCGAAUGCGCUCUCGCAGAAUCUCGCUCUGAACGCUGAGACGCCGUGUGCGUUUCGGCGCGAACAACCAGUAACCGCGAAGCAGUAACGGCAAUUCUCAUCUCGGCUUAACGUCGUUACUCGCCCGACGCGCACGACUCCGCGCAACGUUAGUAGCGCGCUUAACGCGCUCGCGGCACGCUAUCGCGCAGAAAAAUAUGUGAAUGUGCGACGGGGUCUCUUUCGUCGCGUCACAUCGCGCAGUCGUUCCCCGCUCACCGGCUCAACGGCGAAUGCGUUCCCUCGGAGAGAAAGAGUGCGUGUUCAAUAGGCAAAAAACAGAGGAUAUAAGGAUAAAAUCGCGCGUGCGCGCGAUGGUCUUCGCGAUGCAGGAGCGAGCGGCUACAUUUGUUAAAAUAGAAGGAAGCACGGAGAAGAGAAACAAAAAGUCGCAACUGACCACGCGAGCGAGCGUACACGCGCGCACGGUGUGAGCGCACCCUUAUUCAAGCAAGACUAAAAAUCGAUCGACAAAUUAGAUAAGGUAAUAGCGUACUCGCGGUUCGCGACAUUCCACGAGUCGACGAGAAACUCGCCCAAACUUUCAAGCGUGAUUAUUCAAUGGAUUAUCUCGCGGCAGGAGCGAAGCCUUGACGAGGAUUUCAGGUCUCGUUCGAACUGGUUGAACUUGCGGCGCGAGUGAUACGACUAAUUCAUCCGCUUGCGGUACGAUCAUGUACGAUUAACGACUGUUCACCGUUGAAUAAUCACUGAAUCUAUACGCGUUCGCGAUGAAACGAGCCCGUUGUCUUUUUUUUAGAGCGAGCGAGAACGUAAAACGUUGGCGCCGACAAUCGGGUAUUUGAAAAUUGGCCGAAUUGGGAUAAGCCUGUCAGGUCUUAUGAAAAUUUCGAGCAAAAUUGAAGAGAGAUCGAGUCAGCUGAGCAACUGACGUGAAAGUUGGAACUGCGAAAUUCAAUCGUCAACGUGAUUGUUCCACGAGACUAACAAAUUGAUGAAAUUAUGCAACCUUAAAAUUGAGUCUGUUCAACACAAUUGUUCAGAGCAUUAUUCUCGCUCAAGGGAAGGAUCGGUCGCAAUGUUGUUUCAUAGGCGAUCUCAUUUAAUAUUUAUUGCGUUUAUCCCACUGUUUGCAUUUUCGGCUUUUACUAUUUUACUUGGCACGUACAAGCGGAUAUUCGCGAAAUCAACCAGGAGCGGCGAGUUCUCCUUAGCGAACCGCGAUUGCGCCGCGAUAAAUGUUGCAUGAAAUGAAUAUUAAGAGUCUGUAUAAAGCCGUCGUCGCACGAGAGGAUCGCGGACCAUACUGAGCGCCUUUUCCGUUCACUCCUCCAACGCCAGAAUGUAACUCGAGGACUCUGCCGGACGCCAAUCCCCGAGACAAACAAAGAUAUUAUCGAUCCCUUAAAGUAUCAAACCGCCGCUUAAGGUAUCGCCGGAAUAUUGAAAGAUACCUGCGAUUGAGCCAUAGCUCAUUAAUGAUAAAGCGGCGAAAUCUACCUAAAAUAGCAGAAUCGAACAAUAAUUCGAAGACAUUAGUGAGAAGAAAAUUACAAUCGCGUUAAUUAAACUUAAUUUGGUUAUUGAGCAAGUUUAUGUUCAAUAUAUAGUUGUGUCUAAAGUGAAAUUAUAUCGCAUUGUGGAUUUAAUUUAGUUUCUUGCUCUCUAAAUUCUUUGCGGGAAUGGAUGAUGCAACAGUAUGUAAUGUUGUAGAACAGUAUAUUGCCUGUCCUAAAAACAUUAUUUUAACCUAUUAAAGGCUUUAAUUAAUUGACAAACAUUUUCAAUCAAAGAGUUAGUAUUUUCUCUACACUGUGAGGAGUCUCAGAUUUUAGAAUUAAUUAAAAUUAAUUUCAUUAAAGGCAUAAUCGGAGAUGAGGAAUACUGAAAUUAUAAAAAUAAGAAAUUAUAUAUUGACCAGGUAAUUUUAUUGAAUAAAAAGAGGCGUCCCACAAGUAAAAAUACAAUUAGACAUAAGAUGAAAUGAACGUGGGAAAAAAUUCGAAAUUAUCUUUUUUGUUAACUUGAUAUUCUGCAGUAUAUUAAUUAUUUUUUUAUCAUUAUUACAUUUUAUUUAUUCACUUUUCGUUUUACAGUGAAUGAAUAAGUGAUAUACUAUCAGAAGAUCGGAAGUUCUGAUUCACACGAGUGAGCUGGAAAUGCCUCGACCAAAAAGCCGAAAGAGAUCUAUGGAAAACCGCGUGUGUAAAGAAACAAUGUUUUUCCUCUUCUUCUUUUCUUCUGAUGUUUUCCGUCGGAAGAUCUUAAGAUCGGGUCAUCGGGUCAUGGGUUUAAUGGAGAAAUUUAUCGCUCCGUCAGAGUUCUCGGAGGAUAUUUCGGGUAUUUCAUCCCAAAGUUAUUUAAGGGCUGCCAAGAAGUAAAACGUGCGACGCGACGCACCUGCACACACUCGCACCCGGUGUGCGACGGAGCUUGAAACGAAAAGAGAAAAAACAUAAUAAAAUAUAAAAAAAAAACCAAAGAGAGGAAGCGGAGAAGUAGAAAAAUUUAAGAAGAAAAAACAAAGAAAUAGAGAAAAAAAAAACAAUUUCGUACGGAACAAAAAAUGCACAAAACGAGCUGUACCUUUUUUUCUCUCGCGAAAGAUCUAUCCAACCGAAAGUCUUCAUGGAACGCGCAAAGAGAA